Messenger RNA from Knipowitschia caucasica, 612 nucleotides. Lineage: Eukaryota; Metazoa; Chordata; Actinopteri; Gobiiformes; Gobiidae. The record is from the annotation of a GenBank genome assembly.
AUGGAGUUAUCGGAGAGCUCUUUUAUGAGUGGAUCAUCUGGUGAGGAAUAUAUUCCCCCUGCAGCAUCAUCAUCAAGGAGAAGCGCUCCAAAACGAAAACGUGCUUCUACCUCUCAAGGUCGAGGAGGGGGUUGGGGGCAAGGCCCGAGUCAUGCAGGAGUAGCUGCUGUAAACCUGAGUGACGAGGAUUUAGCCCGUGCUCAGGAGCAAAGAACACAGAGGCUAAUCGUCGAACAUGAUGUUGAAUAUAUUCCUCCUGUAGCAACAUCUUCACUAAGCAGUAGCGCCCCGAAAAGAAAACGGGCAUCUACCUCUCAAGGCCGUGGAAGGGGUCGGGGGCAAGGCCCGAGGCAUGCUGGAUACGCUGCUGUAAACCUGUAUGAGGAUGAUUUAGCCCGUGUUCAGGAGCUUAUAACACAGAGGCGAAACUUUGAACGUGCACUCAUACAGAAUCUGUCUCCGGAACAAUGUAGGGACGUGCUGACAAAGGCGCCCGACGACUCUGGAAUGAGUUUCGUGCAAUGGUUGAUGGAUCUGACCCUGGAGAAGACAACCGUCAGUUUCGCCAUGCUGCCUACCGGCAGUAUGUUGCUUGGCAGCAUGGAAGACUAG